GCAGCUCUGUUAUAGUUUCUACGUCCACCGCAACCAACUUCGAGUACUUCCUUUUUUAACCGUGUGGUAAAAAGUAAAGGUGUAAUAUAACAACAACAUGCCACAAAAUGAAUACAUGGACCGACACCGACAAUUGUACGGUAGGCGACUUGAUUAUGAAGAACGUAAACGCAAGAGGGAAGCACGUUUACCAAAGGAGCGUGCCCGUAAGGCGAGAAAAUUGCGUGGUAUAAAGGCGAAACUGUUCAACAAAGAGCGCCGUAAUGAGAAAAUACAAAUAAAGAAAAACAUCCGAGCCCAUGAAGAGAAGAAAGUUAAAAAACAAGCUGAAAAGGUUGAAGAUGGAGCUUUGCCGCAUUAUCUUUUGGAUCGAGGUGUACAAUCUAAUGCAAAAGUUCUUUCAAAUAUGCUUAAACAAAAAAGAAAAGAGAAAGCUGGAAAAUGGGAUGUACCUAUACCGAAAGUUCGCGCUCAAUCCGAUGCCGAAGUGUUCAAAGUUCUUAAGACUGGUAAAACCAAGCGAAAAGCGUGGAAACGAAUGGUGACAAAAGUGACAUUUGUGGGAGAAAAUUUUACUCGUAAACCGCCAAAAUUUGAGCGGUUCAUACGACCAAUGGCGUUACGUAUGAAAAAAGCACAUGUCACACAUCCCGAACUUAAAGCUACAUUUUAUUUGCCUAUUAUCGGUGUAAAGAAAAACCCCAGUUCGCCAAUGUUUACCUCACUUGGCGUUAUAACCAAAGGCACCGUUAUUGAAGUGAAUGUUUCCGAUUUGGGUCUUGUCACUCAAACCGGUAAAGUCGUAUGGGGAAAAUACGCUCAAGUAACGAAUAAUCCUGAAAACGAUGGUGUUAUCAAUGCCGUGCUACUUGUUUAAUGUUCAAAUACUUUCAUGUGUCUAGUAUUUAAAAAACAAAAAUAAAUUAGUAAUAGCCGUCAUAACUAGAAAUGCUCUAAAUUUAAAUUUGCGUUCUUACUUAUCUAUUAAAUUGUAGUUUACUCUUAUUUCCUUUU
Glossina fuscipes is the source of this 1014-nucleotide messenger RNA. RefSeq names its product ribosome biogenesis protein NSA2 homolog (gene Ip259). Gene Ontology annotation, cellular component: nucleolus; preribosome, large subunit precursor. The transcript has 2 exons. The record is from RefSeq and is a predicted model, not a curated record. Gene Ontology annotation, biological process: maturation of LSU-rRNA; maturation of 5.8S rRNA. The coding region runs from base 98 to 877 and encodes 259 amino acids. NCBI's taxonomy places the organism in Eukaryota, Metazoa, Arthropoda, Insecta, Diptera, Glossinidae.